Messenger RNA from Adineta steineri, 1403 nucleotides. NCBI's taxonomy places the organism in Eukaryota, Metazoa, Rotifera, Eurotatoria, Adinetida, Adinetidae. The record is from the annotation of a GenBank genome assembly.
AAAAAAAACGACUCAUAUUGAUGCAUAUCUUUAUAUAUUUUAUGUCGUUCGUUAUAUACAACCACCUGAUUUUCUCAUGAUUACACAUUGAAUGACUGUCUUUGUUUUUAUCAAAGGAAAUUUACGCAAUAAAACCAAAACCAAAAAAAAAAAUUUUUCAUAUUCGUAUGAAUAUUUUUCUUUUAGAUAUUUUUUAAUUAUAUACUCAUGAGGACAAUCAUUGAUGCAAAUAUAUCUCCGAUUUGUUCAUCAUCUCAAACAGAAUUCAUGUCAACAACAACAACAACAAAACAUCAUACACCUUAUCAUAGUCGAUUAAAUAGUAAUAGUAGUGAACAAGAAAAUACUUCGAAUGAUUAUAUUUUUAUAUCUUCUUCUCCAUCUUCAACAUCAUUAUUCAUUCCAUCUAAUACAAGGCAAUUUUUAUAAUAUAUAUUAUUUAAUUUUGAAAAAAAAUAUAUCUGUUUUUUUAUGUAUACAGUUCCGGUGAAGUAUCCGAUGAAAAUAAUUUAUUUGAACAAGUCGAUGAAAUUGAUUAUUUAACUGAAUAUAUAUGUCCAAGUGAUAGUGAUGAUGACUCAUCAUAUUUUCGUAAUUAUGAUGAUGAUGAUAAAAAUAAUAAUGAUUUAUAUGUAAAAACUCAUUUAAAUAAACAACAAUUGAAUUAUAUUGAUCAUGUACAAGAGAAAAGUUAUCAACGAUCAAAACGUUCAAAUAAAAAAAUAAAUGCACAACGUCAGAUUAAGACAAAACAUGCCAAAUCAAUCAAAAUUAAAUCACAUAAUAAACAUUUGUAUAUACAUCAUCGUUUAGCUAAAAAAGUUCGACUUGAUGAACCAAGUUAUAAUUAUAUGCCAUCAUCUCAACCAGUUCCAUCAUAUACUUUAACUGAACUUCGAUCAAUUGUUAAUCAAUAUCGUCAUCCAUACAAUUCUUCAUAUAUAUAUUAUUCAACGCCAACAAGAAAAGCUCGACAUACAAAAAUUACUAAUGAUAUGUAUAUUGAUGAAUCUCAAACAAAUUUAGCUGCAUUAGAAUUUCGAGAAUAUGCAUUACAUGAAUAUAACAUCCCAGAUGAACCUUCAUAUGAUGAUGCUAUGGUUAAUUUUCUUCUUGAAAUGCAAAAUCGUGAUCUUUCACCAGAAGAUUAUGAAAUGUUAUUACGUCUUGAUGAACGUGUACAACGAAAAACAGUUAACAAAAAUAUAUUAGAUACAUUACCAACAAUAAAAGUUACUGAAACGCAUUUAGAUGAUCAAUGUACAAUAUGUAUGGAAAAAUAUAAUCUUGAUCAAGAACUUAAAUUAUUACCAUGUACACAUAUAUUUCAUUUAAAUUGUAUUGAAACCUAUUUACAAGAAUUUUCUAUACAAUGUCCAUUAGAUAAUUUACCAUUAGUGUGA